Seminavis robusta is the source of this 3757-nucleotide messenger RNA. NCBI's taxonomy places the organism in Eukaryota, Bacillariophyta, Bacillariophyceae, Naviculales, Naviculaceae. The record is from the annotation of a GenBank genome assembly.
UUUCAUGCCCCACAAAGAUGAGGGUGUUGCAUGGAUGUCUUUGCUAGCUUGGAGUGUAGGAUUACACACACAUGUAUGCUCCGUUCAGGCAAUGAUAUUAUAAGCAAGCCAUGUCGUCUCCUUCGUCUGCCUCCAAAACGAACUGCAGUGGGAGCAGCCAGCUGUCCACUUCUACUGCCAGUACCCCCAGCAGUACUGUUAGUAGUACAUGUACGGGGAGUCCCUUCAAGAAGAAUGCGUUCAAUGUGCUGAUGCAGAGUUCCGCUCGUUCCCCUAGUCGUAAGAAGAAACGAAGCUCCAGUAGUACUGGUAGUGGCUCUGCUAGAAAGAGCAGCAGCAGCAGUGUGAGUCCUUCCAAGAAGAAGAAACCAAGGACAACUACUAGUAGUAGAUCUAGUGGUAGGUCGAGUACUAGUAGUGGUAACGGUGGUGGUGGCAUUGGAUUUGUGGAGUGUCCUUUGGGCUGUGGUCGCCAUGUGGCCAAUCUGGAACAUUCCAUCAAUCGCCAUUUGGAUUUUCAAUGUACAGUCAUGAAGCAGCAACGAUUGCAAGCUAAGCAACAGCCUGAGCCACCACUUAGUUCACAAACUGAACCAGAAAAUGGAGAACCUGAACCAGAAUUUCAGGAGCCAAGUCAGCAAGAAAUUGAAGAACCUGAUCCAAUCGUCAUGAAACAAGAAGAAGAAUCUAUGCAUACAUGUAUAGAUAGUCCAAUCAAAGCGGAACAAGAUGAGGAUUCUGACAAAGCAGAAGAGUCUUGCACACCCAAUCUGUCUAGUAGUACAGAGGCCCAUCAAAACACUGAUUCUGCAAUGACCAGCAAAACUACUAUUGAAGAUCACAACAACCUGGAUGUGGGACAUGCCUUGUUAAUGCUCCAUGCUUCAUCCAUUGUUUCACCUGAAAAUUCACAACCACAACCAACACCACUCCCUCCCAUUGAUCAACAGACUGUCACUCAAGAACACCAAACGCAACAGCAAGAAUCAACGCCGUCACCCAAUAGUGCCACCGACGAUAAGAAACAAACUAACGUAUUUGCCCACAUGAUGCAACAAUCCAGCAAAGUUUUCGCUUCCGCAAACAGCACCAAACAAGUACAACAGCACUUGACACUCCACUAUGACCCCAACAAUAAGGAUUCCUUAGAAUUCUCUUGGAACCUACAGGUAAUCGACAAUGAUAACAACCAUCCACAGCAGGAACCACCACCUCUUUGGUCGUGUGACUCGAAACUCAAGGACAAGGAAACCGAUCCACACACUACCAUUGCCUUGACGGUAUCCGUCACUUCCAACGACACUCUUGCCAAUUCUACACAAGACGAUCAUCGAUGGGUUCGAAAACAUUCCCGACUAUCCGUACCCGUACUCAAAUCCAUUUUACAAAAAUCCGUUCGGAGACGACGGCCACUACCCAGUGUACGUGUCGCCAUGGAACUCAUGGAUAAGGCACUGGGCGAAUUCCUCAGACGAUUGCCCAUUAUCGUAUUGGAAGACUCCACCCUGCAUCCAGAUUAUCCCUUGCUCAUUUGGGCCAUGGUGGCACAUAGCAAGGGGUUCUUUGAUAUUGAUACAACUGAUGCACCAGACAACGAGGACAAUGCCACCAAAAGUCGCUGGAACGUGAUUCGGGCACUCCAGUUGCGACUCUUGCGCAUUGUCUAUCAAGUGGCGUCGUGUCCCGUACAGGAUCAUCUCUCUUCGCAGAAACAAGACCCGAAUGACGAAGCAUCACCCACCUCCGCAGGUCAAGGACAGACACCAAUCAACAACGCCACGAAGCCCUGCUUGUCCAACCCAUUCCUUGUGUGCGAGGUGGCAACAACAGGCAAGUCAACGGAAUCGGACAGCACUAUGACGAGGAAACGCGAUGGAACAGACCCGGUGGUGACAAAGCAGCAACCACAGGAUCAGCAAUCGUCACAAAAACAACUACAACUUUCUAUCUGGGCCAUGCUAGUGCGAGCCAAGUACGGUGGCAUGUCGUGCGAUGUUCGCAUGCUCUAUCUUUAUGCACAAACAUGGCAUGAUCGAUUGCAGCAGGAAGGCGACGACGCCACUUGGUUAGACGUUCCCAAACGAAUGCACGAAAAGGCCGUUGCCGCUUCCACAACGCGUCUAGCAUCGACCGACAUCUUUUUGGAACGGUUGUGCUUGCCAGAUAUUUGCCGACAAGGAGUGGACUUUCAUUGCAGCAACAUCAUCCCGACAUUGUUGCAGGACUCGCAACUCCGAACGGCGGUUCAGCAAAUGGCCGACGGGAUGGAAUGUAGUGCCGAAACUCUCCUCCAACGAAUCAUUUGGAAGUUUUCGGCUGGGGUAAACCUGCGAAGGCCUCUGGCCACGGAAAGCAAGAAGGGUGGACGAUCCAAUCAGCAUCAAGAUCAAGUCUUGAACCAAUUUUGGAAGGAUGUCCUCGACGACUUGGUGACCGCAUUUCAAACCAAGUAUCUCGGAGAACGCUUGCGAUGACGUGCUUGCUUUUGUGACGACGUGAGCUAGCCUCGCAGUCUUUCGCAACACGAUUGGAGGGUGUUGGAUGGGGGCCACAAAGAUGACAUUAAAGGAUCUCCGCGCUCGGUCUUUCGUCAUCUCCGCAGCUUCGAUGGGGCAGGCAGACACAGAUGCUGCGAACAGUCAACUUGGUUAUCAGGCUUCAUGGAGAUCAACAAUAUGUGAUGCUACUAUUACAGGCAAAUGCUAGCUAACCGCUGAGAGCCUGAUCAAGAUCAAUUGUGACGGUCACAUCAAGACGCAAACCCCGAACAAGUCAGCACCAUUAUGGGUAGCGGGAAUCCUCCUGGCUCUUCUUGAAGCGCCUCUCCCGGAGGUGGCAUCUGCUUCACGAUGACUAUCUAGUACUCCAGCAACCCUGGUAUGAUUGGAAUCAAAGGGGAAGGGUUCGCGCCGUCAAAAAGCAGAUUCCUUCCUUGUCUUGGAAUAGUUUCUGGAACAGUGCGAUUCCAGAUAUCGGCAUAGUCGCCAACAUCGUUCACAGCAUCGCGGAAUAUGCGACUGAGUUCAAUUCCGUACAGAGAGACAGCAGGCAUUUUGUUGGAUGUCUCCUUUGUGAUUCCAUUUUCUUCAGCAAAGAUAAUGGCUUCCACAAUCCAUUUUACUACCGUUGCCCAUUCAUGAUCGGAUUGCCGAGUGGCCAAGCAACGGUUGGAUAGCAUGUUGCUGGGGAGGAGCACUUUAAGUCAGCGUGAUAUUUCAUGAUCGAGAUUGGACAGCAGUUCAAGCAUGCUUACCUUCCAACGAUGUCCACAACAGUGGUAAUGUAAAAGUAUGGCUGAGAGAAUGAGAAUCCAACGCCAGUGGUGAGCUCUCUUACUUCAGUUUCAAUGUUCCACGGAGCACCCGCAAGAAUGUCGAUUUGUCCGUCUUGCAGCAGUGAAAAGCCCUUUGUGUCAUUUGCAACCUUUACUACCUCCAACGUCUCGGAAGAACCCAGAAGACCGGAGGCUACCGCUUUACAGAAUUCCACGUCCAUCCCCUGAAGACCCACAAGCCCGUCGGCAAGCUCUUGUUGUUUCUCUACUGCAGGCACAGAUGAUGACACACCAACUCCACACCGCAGUCUUCCCCGUCUGAUGAUCCCUGCCAUUGUGCCAUUACUCCGUGGAGGAGGUCCCGUUACCUCCUGGCGUCCAAAAGGACGAGACACGAGAAAUCCAUUACUGGACUCGUUCACGCCAUAAUGAUACACCAUUCGCGGAUACAGCUCUGAUAUGAUUCUCCGAUCGUACAUUUCC